Molecule: messenger RNA, 2726 nt
Organism: Aplysia californica (California sea hare)
Lineage: Eukaryota; Metazoa; Mollusca; Gastropoda; Aplysiida; Aplysiidae
Product: caveolin-1
Exons: 3
Coding region: 137-541 (134 amino acids)
Biological process (GO): caveola assembly
Cellular component (GO): caveola
Molecular function (GO): molecular adaptor activity
Source: RefSeq, a predicted model, not a curated record
UUUACGGCCAUUUACUAUUUGAGCGGGGACACAGAGGACCCUGCCACCACUCUUUGGAUAGGCAGUCUCGCCGGAACAUCCCAGGACCUUACCUCAGUUUUGACUUAGUCGUCCCCCUGCAGUCCCAACACUCAACAUGUCUCAAGCCGAAGACCUCGAUAUGGACAACAGGGAUCCCAACAACUUGAACGAUCAUGUCAAGGUAUCCUUCGAUGAGGUUCUUGGUGAACCCGAUGGCAUCCGGUCCAUGGACUGUGUGUGGCGCAACUCCUACAAGUGCUUCAGCUGCUGCAAAGGAUGCUGCUACAAGCUGCUCACUCUCUUCUGUGGUAUCCCCCUGGCCAUGUGCUGGGGCUGCGAGUUCGCCAUGAUCACCUUCCAACACGUGUGGUACAUCACUCCUUGCAUGAGAGCCUAUAUGAUCAACUGUGGAUGUCUGCAGAAGUUCUACGGCACCUGUAUUCAGUGUUACCUGCAACCGCUCUACGAGGCUAUGGGUUACUGCUUCAGUAACAUCCGGGUCACAAACCUUACGGGAUAACCUAUGGGACUGUCAGUUUACAGUUUUUGAAUUUAAUCUCGUGUGUUUAAGUUUAAGAAGUAUUUAUUCAUUUUCGAGAAUCAUAUUAAGUUGUUUUUCCCAACAGAUUGGUCUACGCACGAGGAAAAAAAUGAAAAUUUAGGGCAACUUAACCAUUCGACAUCAGUCAUCAAUGUGCCUUUUUGUUUCAAAUACUAAAAUGUAAAUUUUGUAACUUAUUCGAUGUCCAUUCAGCGAUGUAUCUUAACAAGACUGAGAAAGAUAAAGAACAAUCCAAUCAAUGAUGGGUUUAUGUUCUACUUUUAUAUUUUUGUUAUACAUUUUUCUGCAAGCAGUAUUUGAAGUGAAACUAUGUACACAGUAGUCACUUUCAGGCUAGAAGUUCAGCGAUAUUUGGCUCAGUAUUGAACAUAAUUUUGUACCAUUCCUGAGCUGACUUUUGUCAUUCUGGUGUCAUCAAGCCAGCUGUUGAAAGGUGAUAUUGAACGUAUCAAGUUUAACUAUAGACUUGUAUCUUAAUAUCAAAGACUAUGCACGCUAACGUAAUUCCUGUUCAGUGAGGAGAGCACCAUUUGACUCUACUUGGAAGCAAAUGAAGGACAAGGAGGGACAAGUUGCGCGCGCACUCGACUACAGCGAGACAGGUGUUCUGUCCUUCAUUUGUGCCCCCAUGGUGUGCCUCAGCGCAGCAAAGUUUUCGUAUAGAGCUAAAAGCGAUGGCCAUGACAGUGCCCGAUCUAGAAUAUUAUAAUUCAAGUCUAUGGUUAUAACAGACGAUAUUAUAAUGGCAGCAGUAGAGAAUAGGCUCUGUUACUGUCAGUAAUGUUUAGGAAAAGAAAGAUAUUUGUUGUGUUUUUAAACUGCUGACAACUAAUUCCGUCCAUGCGUUGUUUAAUGCUCCAUUAUGUAUUAAGUUAUUAACAGUUAUUCAUUCAUCCAGCACAAGCUAUGAUAUUUUUAUGCAACCUUCUCUAUGUGGGGCCCCAGGAGGCUCCCUGUCCUCGUGCUGUGUGUGUACUGGAACGCACUGAUAGGCCUACGUGUACAUAGAACAGGCGCCGCGCACAUCAACACCAGGCUGUGGUUUAAAAAAGAACAAAGAUCAAAUAGGCCUAGAGUCCGUAGGGUUUUACGACAUGUGUUGUCAAGAGACAAAGAAAAAAAAUGGUUAUCGUAAAGACAUCUUGAAAAUUCCCUUAACAGACUGAAGAAAAAGCCGGCGUCUCUCAUCCCAUUAAUCAUAAUCAAUAUUCCAAUGGGUUUUCUGCUGCGAAAGUUCUGCAAGGGCCAAUGUGGUAGUCAAUCAAUUGAUUCCAAAUCAAUGAAUCUUUAAUAGGGAGACUUCAUGACUUGUCAUGUCUGAUUUGGAUGUACGAGGGGAAGCAAUUUGGCCCAAGCGAGUCUUGCAGUAUUCCUUUUGUUGAUAAGGAAGUGGAGCUUGGCGCACCGAACAGAAUGCCACAUAACACACUGAAUAAACAAGCUCUUUGUUGUAAAUAUGAUGUGUGUCAUGGAUAUUAUAAUUUUUGUCGGUGUUGUCAUGGAAAUCAUCUUCGAUUUCAUUGUUACGACAUUCAGGAAUCACAGUGAAAGACAAUAUCACAGCACAGUUUUUACCAUAAUUAUUCACUGGUUCCCGAAACAGAAUAAAGCGAAAAUACGUUUAGAAAGUAGGCAAUACUCUGCCACGUGCACGUCAGGUUGAACAACUGUGGGGGGGGGGGGGUGCUCUCUCUCUCUCUCUCUCUCUCUCUCUCUCUCUCUCUCUCUCUCUCUCUCUCUCUCUCUCUCUCUCUCUCUCUCUCUCUCUCUCCUUUUGUCUCGCUCUCUCUCUCAUCUUUUAACUGUGCCUUAAGGUAAUAGCAACUGUUUCUCUUCUCUAAACAUUAAACCAAGACUCAAAAUGUCCUUCUACCACUGAAGUCCUGCUGGUCACUUACUCACUUACUGUUAUUUACUUUAUUGUCGAGUGAUACAUGUUUGUCAGCUUAUGCUUGAGUGUCUCCUUCUAUUAUUUCGUAUCACUAUAGUAUUAUUCCUCUGACGUGGGCAUUGUAUUAUUACCCGAACCCCUAUGCACCUCGACACUUUGGAAGUGUCAGUCAUGAGUUACAAACAAGCUGUGAUCAAACUGUACAUUGUUUACCAAACGCCAUUUUGAUAAUAAAGUCUUGGAAUACUCGAA